Molecule: messenger RNA, 2108 nt
Organism: Salmo salar (Atlantic salmon)
Lineage: Eukaryota; Metazoa; Chordata; Actinopteri; Salmoniformes; Salmonidae
Source: RefSeq, a predicted model, not a curated record
CUAGAGUCUUACAAACCUUUGGGCGAUUAGUCGAAGCUUAUCGAUUUGUUAAUUAUUAUCAUUAGGAUACAACAUUAUUCUGACAACGUUGUUAUCGCAGAAACAGAUUUAAACCGUACGAAUUCCCCGGAAGUUUUCUUCAUGAUGUUUAUUUGUAUUAUUAUUUUCACGACAGUCUGUUUUCAUAACCGUGGGUUGUACGGUAAUGGUGCUAGCCCUAUUUCAUAUAGAUGUAACCUGUACUCUCUCUUCUCUCGACCAGGUAUUCAUCACAGUGAACUGUCUGAGUACAGACUUCUCCUGCCAGAAGGGGGUGAAAGGCAUGCCUCUGAGGAUCCAGAUAGACACUUACAGCUAUAACCAUCGCUGCAACACACCCACACACAGAGCCUUCUCUGAGAUCAAGGUCUUCUGUGACAAGGGAGCAGAAAGGAAAAUCCGUGGCGAGGAGAGGAAGCAGAUCCGGAUGAAGCCCAAAGGGACGGCUGGGAGCCUGGCAGCGUUGGACAGGAAGUCAGAUACAAUGUUUUUCAAGUCCCUCUCUGACCUGGACACCCAGCCUGUCCUGUUCAUCCCAGACGUCAACUUCGGGCACCUGCAGAGGACUGGACAGGUCUUUGCCUUCAACACAGAGGAGAUGGAGAGGGAAGGGGGCGUCGCGAUGAAGAGGGUGGCACGGCCUGAUGAGGAGCACGUCUGUUCGCCUCCUCCUGCCAAACACUUCAAACCAGAAACCCGGAAGAGAGUCCUGCUGUAUGUGAGGAAGGAAUCAGAUGAGGUGUUUGAUGCUCUGAUGUUGAAGUCUCCCACUCUGAUGGCCUUGCUGGAAGCAAUCUCAGAGAAGUAUGGAGUACCCCGCGAGAAUACCAAGAUCUACCAGAACAACAGAGGGAUCCUGGUGAACAUGAAUGACAGUAUCAUAGACCACUAUUCCAACGAGGACACCUUCACCCUGUCCAUCGCGAGGUCAGCGGACUGCUUCCGGGUCACGCUGGCAGAGAUCUGACCCUUCGCGAGGGAGUAGGGGCCUCAUCUCAAACCACACUGGACGGCACCCACACCUCAGAGCCAAUGCUGGACGCCAAGGCUCCCGCUCCAGACGGUGGAUGGGAUACCUGCGUUGUUCAGUAGUUAAUCGGCUCAACCCCCCCCCAAUAGCUCCCCCUGCUGGUGGAGACUGGGACUCCAGUGGGACAUUAGGGGCUCUGAUCUGCCUCUCUCUCUCUCUCCAGCAUGGUUCCAUUAGCUUCCUCCCAGUUAGUGCCUUCUGAACGUAAUCCUCACCCCCAACCUCCCAUCUCGCCUGGGCUCCUGACAUCUCUGUGACUGAGAGGAAAUGACAUCUCUGUGACUGAGAGGAAAUUACAUCUCUGUGACUGAGAGGAAAUGACAUCUCUUGUGACUGAGAGGAAAUGACAUCUCUGUGACUGAGAGGAAAUGACAUCUCUGUGACUGAGAGGAAAUGACAUCUCUUGUGACUGAGAGGAAAUGACAUCUCUUGUGACUGAGAGGAAAUGACAUCUCUGUGACCGAGAGGAAAUUACAUCUCUGUGACCGAGAGGAAAUGACAUCUCUGUGACUGAGAGGAAAUUACAUCUCUGUGACUGAGAGGAAAUUACAUCUCUUGUGACUGAGAGGAAAUGACAUCUCUGUGACUGAGAGGAAAUGACAUCUCUGUGACCGAGAGGAAAUGACAUCUCUGUGACCGAGAGGAAAUGACAUCUCUGUGACCGAGAGGAAAUGACAUCUCUGUGACCGAGAGGAAAUGACAUCUCUUGUGACUGAGAGGAAAUGACAUCUCUUGUGACUGAGAGGAAAUGACAUCUCUUGUGACUGAGAGGAAAUGACAUCUCUUGUGACUGAGAGGAAAUGACAUCUCUGUGACUGAGAGGAAAUGACAUCUCUUGUGACUGAGAGGAAGUAACGCCGAACAAAACGCAGAGUCCCAAAUGGUACAGAGCCCAUUAAAGCUGAGGCUUCAAAGCCCUGCUGCUUUUAAAGUCCAGUCAACAACUGUUCUCGUAGAAGCACUCAACAAGACUGAUUCAUAUUGUUUUAUAGGAGAUUUUAUUGGAUAUUUUAUCAACGAUACAAAAACAUACAGAUAC